Messenger RNA from Lasiodiplodia theobromae, 309 nucleotides. Its product is annotated as Translocation protein sec63. NCBI's taxonomy places the organism in Eukaryota, Fungi, Ascomycota, Dothideomycetes, Botryosphaeriales, Botryosphaeriaceae. The record is from RefSeq and is a predicted model, not a curated record. The transcript has 3 exons. Bases 1 to 309 code for a protein of 102 amino acids.
AUGAAGGUUGCCUCCGUCAUUCUCGCUGUUCUCUUCGCUGUCGGCAGCAAUGCCUGCGCCCUGUACCAGGAUUGCAAGUGCCACGACAAGACGACUGGUCAACAAAACGAUGCCGCCACCAAGGCUGCCUGCAACUACUACCGUGAGACACAGUCUGACGCCUACACCUACUCCGACGAGCCGCACCACCAGUGCUCUUCCAACGCCGUCGGUGAUGGUCUGAUCGACAACUGCAAGUGGGAUGAUGCGUGCAAGGCUGCCGGUGGUCCCAACAUGUACCAGUACUGCUGGAACAAGUUCCCCUGGUAA